Molecule: messenger RNA, 4479 nt
Organism: Carassius gibelio (silver crucian carp)
Lineage: Eukaryota; Metazoa; Chordata; Actinopteri; Cypriniformes; Cyprinidae
Product: mucin-2
Exons: 4
Coding region: 1-4479 (1492 amino acids)
Source: RefSeq, a predicted model, not a curated record
AUGACUGUGUCCUUUUCAGUCGAGGUCAAUGAUGACUGGGAGCUCUGUGGAAUGAAGGAAUUUCAUCGAUCCAGGAGAGUGUCCCUAGGAUUUCCCCCUCGAGGCUGCUGGCGAGGCACAACAACUGCUCCAGAAACAUCUACAACAACAGAGACGUCCACAAUCACAACAACUGCUCCUGAAACAUCAACAACCAGCGCAGCAGAAACAUCUACAACAACAGAGACGUCCACAAUCACAACAACUGCUCCUGAAACAUCUACAACAACAGACACUUCGACAAUCACAACAACUGCUCCAGAAACAUCAACAACCAGCGCAGCAGAAACAUCUACAACAACAGAGACUUCCACAAUCACAACAACUGCUCCUGAAACAUCUACAACAACAGAGACGUCCACAAUCACAACAACUGCUCCUGAAACAUCUACAACAACAGAGACUUCCACAAUCACAACAACUGCUCCUGAAACAUCUACAACAACAGAUACUUCCACAACCACAACAACUGCUCCAGAAACAUCAACAACCAGCGCAGCAGAAACAUCUACAACAACAGAGACUUCCACAAUCACAACAACUGCUCCUGAAACAUCUACAACAACAGAGACGUCCACAAUCACAACAACUGCUCCUGAAACGUCUACAACAACAGAGACGUCCACAAUCACAACAACUGCUCCUGAAACAUCUACAACAGCAGAGACGUCCACAAUCACAACAACUGCUCCUGAAACAUCUACAACAACAGAUACUUCCACAACCACAACAACUGCUCCAGAAACAUCAACAACCAGCGCAGCAGAAACAUCUACAACAACAGAGACUUCCACAAUCACAACAACUGCUCCUGAAACAUCUACAACAACAGAGACGUCCACAAUCACAACAACUGCUCCAGAAACAUCAACAACAACAGAGACGUCCACAAUCACAACAACUGCUCCUGAAACAUCUACAACAACAGAGACAUCCACAAUCACAACAACUGCUCCAGAAACAUCUACAACAGCAGAGACGUCCACAAUCACAACAUCUGCUCCUGAAACAUCUACAACAACAGAUACUUCCACAACCACAACAACUGCUCCAGAAACAUCAACAACCAGCGCAGCAGAAACAUCUACAACAACAGAGACAUCCACAAUCACAACAACUGCUCCUGAAACAUCUACAACAACAGAGACUUCCACAAUCACAACAACUGCUCCUGAAACAUCUACAACAACAGAUACUUCCACAAUCACAACAACUGCUCCUGAAACAUCUACAACAACAGAGACUUCCACAAUCACAACAACUGCUCCUGAAACAUCUACAACAACAGAUACUUCCACAAUCACAACAACUGCUCCUGAAACAUCAACAACUAGUGCGGCAGAAACAUCUACAACAACAGAGACUUCCACAAUCACAACAACUGCUCCUGAAACAUCUACAACAACAGAUACUUCCACAAUCAAAACAACUGCUCCUGAAACAUCUACAACAACAGAGACUUCAACAAUCACAACAACUGCUCCUGAAACAUCUACAACAACAGAUACUUCCACAAUCACAACAACUGCUCCUGAAACAUCUACAACAACAGAGACUUCCACAAUCACAACAAGUGCUCCAGAAACAUCUACAACAACAGAGACUUCUACAAUCACAACAACUGCUCCUGAAACAUCUACAACAACAGAGACUUCCACAAUCACAACAACUGCUCCAGAAACAUCUACAACAACAGAUACUUCCACAAUCACAACAACUGCUCCUGAAACAUCUACAACAACAGAGACUUCCACAAUCACAACAACUGCUCCUGAAACAUCUACAACAACAGAUACUUCCACAAUCACAACAACUGCUCCAGAAACAUCUACAACAACAGAUACUUCCACAAUCACAACAACUGCUCCUGAAACAUCUACAACAACAGAGACUUCCACAAUCACAACAACUGCUCCUGAAACAUCUACAACAACAGAGACUUCCACAAUCACAACAACUGCUCCAGAAACAUCUACAACAACAGAUACUUCCACAAUCACAACAACUGCUCCUGAAACAUCUACAACAACAGAGACUUCCCCAAUCACAACAACUGCUCCUGAAACAUCUACAACAACAGAUACUUCCACAAUCACAACAACUGCUCCUGAAACAUCUACAACAACAGAUACUUCCACAAUCACAACAACUGCUCCUGAAACAUCUACAACAACAGAUACUUCCACAAUCACAACAACUGCUCCUGAAACAUCUAAAACAACAGAGACUUCCACAAUCACAACAACUGCUCCUGAAACAUCUACAACAACAGAGACUUCCACAAUCACAACAACUGCUCCAGAAACAUCUACAACAACAGAGACUUCCACAAUCACAACAACUGCUCCAGAAACAUCAACAACCAGCGCAGCAGAAACAUCUACGACAACAGAGACUGCUCCUGAAACAUCUACAACAACAGAGACAUCCACAAUAACAACAACUGCUCCUGAAACAUCUACAACAACAGAGACAUCCACAAUCACAACAGCUGCUCCUGAAACAUCUACAGCAACAGAGACUUCCACAAUCACAACAACUGCUCCUGAAACAUCUACAACAACAGAUACUUCCACAAUCACAACAACUGCUCCUGAAACAUCUACAACAACAGAGACAUCCACAAUCACAACAGCUGCUCCUGAAACAUCUACAACAACAGAGACAUCCACAAUCACAACAGCUGCUCCUGAAACAUCUACAACAACAGAGACUUCCACAAUCACAACAACUGCUCCAGAAACAUCUACAACAACAGAGACAUCCACAAUCACAACAGCUGCUCCUGAAACAUCUACAACAACAGAGACAUCCACAAUCACAACAACUGCUCCUGAAACAUCUACAACAACAGAGACAUCCACAAUCACAACAGCUGCUCCUGAAACAUCUACAACAACAGAGACUUCCACAAUCACAACAACUGCUCCUGAAACAUCUACAACAACAGAGACUUCCACAAUCACAGCAACUGCUCCUGAAACAUCUACAACAACAGAGACUACCCCAAUAACAACAACUGCUCCAGAAACAUCUACAACAACAGAGACAUCCACAAUCACAACAACUGCUCCUGAAACAUCUACAACAACAGAGACAUCCACAAUCACAACAGCUGCUCCUGAAACAUCUACAACAACAGAGACUUCCACAAUCACAACAACUGCUCCUGAAACAUCUACAACAACAGAGACUACCCCAAUAACAACAACUGCUCCUGAAACAUCUACAACAACAGAGACAUCCACAAUCACAACAACUGCUCCAGAAACAUCUACAACAACAGAGACUACCCCAAUAACAACAACUGCUCCUGAAACAUCUACAACAACAGAUACUUCCACAAUCACAGCAACUGCUCCUGAAACAUCUACAACAACAGAGACUACCCCAAUAACAACAACUGCUCCUGAAACAUCUACAACAACAGAGACUACCCCAAAAACAACAACUGCUCCUGAAACAUCUACAACAACAGAGACAUCCACAAUCACAACAGCUGCUCCUGAAACAUCUACAACAACAGAGACAUCCACAAUCACAACAGCUGCUCCUGAAACAUCUACAACAACAGAGACAUCCACAAUCACAACAGCUGCUCCUGAAACAUCUACAACAACAGAGACUUCCACAAUCACAACAACUGCUCCUGAAACAUCUACAACAACAGAGACUACCCCAAUAACAACAACUGCUCCUGAAACAUCUACAACAACAGAGACAUCCACAAUCACAACAACUGCUCCAGAAACAUCUACAACAACAGAGACUACCCCAAUAACAACAACUGCUCCUGAAACAUCUACAACAACAGAUACUUCCACAAUCACAGCAACUGCUCCUGAAACAUCUACAACAACAGAGACUUCUACAAUCACAACAACUGCUCCUGAAACAUCUACAACAACAGAUACUUCCACAAUCACAGCAACUGCUCCUGAAACAUCUACAACAACAGAGACUUCUACAAUCACAACAACUGCUCCUGAAACAUCUACAACAACAGAUACUUCCACAAUCACAACAACUGCUCCUGAAACAUCUACAACAACAGAGACAUCCACAAUCACAACAGCUGCUCCUGAAACAUCUACAACAACAGAGACUUCCACAAUCACAACAGCUGCUCCUGAAACAUCUACAACAACAGAGACUUCCACAAUAACAACAACUGCUCCUGAAACAUCUACAACAACAGAGACAUCCACAAUCACAACAACUGCUCCAGAAACAUCUACAACAACAGAGACUUCCACAAUCACAACAACUGCUCCUGAAAUAUCUACAACAACAGAAACUUCCACAAUCACAACAACUGCUCCUGAAACAUCUACAACAACAGAAACUUCCAAAACCACAACAACUGCUCCUGAAACAUCUACAACAACAGAUACGUCCACAAUCACAACAACUGCUCCUGAAACAUCUACAACAGGCUAA